AUGUGGAAACACUUUAAUAUCUUUAUUAUUGUUAUUCUUCUUGAACAAUGUACUUUAACAUGUCAUUUUUUAAUAUCGAGUGACUUAGAAUUAAUGCUCGUACCUUCUGUCGCGUUUCGUUAUCAUUCAGCUACUAUGGAUUUAACAGCGUCUGCUCAAUCUUCAGAUGAUUGGAUACUUUAUGCUCAAGGUUAUCUAUAUUGUUUUGCUAUUAGACAUAUGUUAAAUAAUUUUCUUAUUCUAGGUUGGCUAUUUAAAGCAAAUCCAUUUCGUUCAAUACUUGCUACAUCUGCUCUUUCAACAACUGUUGGUGAUGCAGAAGAAAUCCGUGUAAAUUAUUUUACAGCAAGUGGUAAAAAAAAUAAGCCAUUAUGUAUUGAAGGUUUGAAACGUGAAAUGUGUGCAAAAACUGAUAAAGAUGGUUUAAUUAAAAAACAAUUUAAAGUAUCAAAUAAUGAUAUUGAACAAUUUCGUAUUCCGGGUGGAACUGGAGGAAAAGUAGAAUAUACUGUAUCAACACCCGAUAAAACAAUUCAAGUAAAAGGUGAAAUUUUUUUAUGCGAUGACAAUGGAAUCUCAAUAAUUAGUGAUAUCGAUGAUACAAUUAAAAUAACUGGUGUAACAAGUGUUCGUUCUGUAAUUCGAAAUACAUUUUCUGGUGAAUUUAAAGCAGUACCGGGUAUGUCUGAACGUUAUCGUCAUUAUGAAUUAUUAUAUAAUGCAACAUUUCAUUAUUUAACGGCUUCACCCGAUCAAUUAUAUCCAUUUUUACGUGAAUUUUUUGAUCGUGAACAAUUUCCAUUAGGUUCAUAUCAUAUGAGACAUUUUACAUGGUUGGAUUCAAAUUUUUUUCAAUUUUUUGCAUCAAAAUCAUUUAUAAAACAAAAAACAAAUAUUUUACGUAUGUUUUUUCAAGAAACUCGAUCAAGACAAUUUAUAUUAUUUGGUGAUAUUUAUCAAAAAGAUCCAGAAAUUUAUGCAAAUAUUUAUGAAGAAUAUCCUGAAAGAAUUUUAAAAAUAUUUAUACGUAUUUCAAAGAAAAAAAUUACCAAUCGAUUAAACAAUGUAUUUAAACAUAUACCAAAAAAUAAAUGGGCUACCUUUUUUGAUGGUUAUGAUUUACCUGAAACAAUUUUUUAG
Molecule: messenger RNA, 1140 nt
Organism: Rotaria sp. Silwood1
Lineage: Eukaryota; Metazoa; Rotifera; Eurotatoria; Philodinida; Philodinidae
Source: the annotation of a GenBank genome assembly